AUGUGGUCAAUCAGUGAAGACUUCGCCAAAAAAGGGAAGGAUUCUGCUCAGCAACAGUGGUCUGAUGUUGAGGAGUUUGCCCAAGAUGUAUCCACAGACAGGCUGCAGAACCUUCUUCGACACUUUCCACAUGUCUAUAGUGUGACGGUAUGCGACGAUGUCUCUCUCAUUAGACACCAACAGGAUAUCGUUGCAACACCCUCCCAAUGCCGAGAAAUAUACCAUAAGUUAAGCCGAAAAGACGUCCCUCUCUUCAAGAUCGGCCAGAGUUGGGAUGUAACCAUGAGAGUAUUUGAACACCUCGGGAAAGGGCCGCUUGAGAUCAUGGCACUCAGCUUAAUACUGAUGCCUCAAAUCUUCUUCCAUAUAUCAAAGACCGACGAGAACACAAUGACUCAACUAGUCAAGGGGGUUACAACUUUGAGCAUGAGUGUUCAGACUUGCAUAUUCUGUGGCAGCGCUUGUUGUCGCACUAGCGAGAGCAUGGAUGGUAUAUCCUUGGGCAAAAUCCUAGCUGGGAUGUCAUGUCCACAAAAUCUCAACAUCUUUGGCGUGAGUGGCCUUCAGAAGGCGUCCAACGGACAGAUCGUCGAAUGUGAACCACUAGGAAAGGAUCCUAUUAUGUCCAGUGUCGUCAAAUCCAGAUUGCCUGGGCUUCAGUCUUUCAAUCCCAGCAGGUUUAAAGUGAACGAGGAAGAUCUUUUGCAAUUUUACGAAUCGAAUUCUAUCCUCAAAACCAAUCUUCGACAAGUAGUCCUCAACAAACGAUCCAAUGGAGGGAGACCAUGGCUCCGUUUGAUUGAAGUAUUGAAAGCAAAAGAGACAGAGGCAUCCAUAAUCGUUUUGGAAGAUGAAAUCCCUCCUGGAUAUCCGGACGACUAUUAUAGCCAACAUGAGGUAGAUGAUGGCGUUAUCAAGAUAGGCUUUGAACCUUCACUUGGUCUAGAUCGGUUGCAAUUCCAAUUAACCGAUAUGUUGGUCAAAGGAAGGAAGUGGGUGGAGCUUCUUCCAUAA
Messenger RNA from Mytilinidion resinicola, 1014 nucleotides. RefSeq lists its product as uncharacterized. The coding region runs from base 1 to 1014 and encodes 337 amino acids. The transcript has a single exon. The record is from RefSeq and is a predicted model, not a curated record. NCBI's taxonomy places the organism in Eukaryota, Fungi, Ascomycota, Dothideomycetes, Mytilinidiales, Mytilinidiaceae.